Eriocheir sinensis (Chinese mitten crab) is the source of this 14462-nucleotide messenger RNA. RefSeq names its product serine/threonine-protein kinase stk11-like (gene Lkb1). NCBI's taxonomy places the organism in Eukaryota, Metazoa, Arthropoda, Malacostraca, Decapoda, Varunidae. The record is from RefSeq and is a predicted model, not a curated record. Gene Ontology annotation, cellular component: cytoplasm. Gene Ontology annotation, molecular function: protein serine/threonine kinase activity; ATP binding; protein kinase activator activity. Gene Ontology annotation, biological process: establishment of cell polarity; regulation of cell growth; protein phosphorylation. Bases 146 to 1366 code for a protein of 406 amino acids. The transcript has 8 exons.
CAGGAGAGCAGCUGAUGAUGAGGUCCUGAGGCCGUCCGUCGUUGACCUCCUCCUCCACCUCCUCCUCGUAUUUUAAGGCUCCUAAGGGUUUUUCCGGGCCCGCGUCACCCCGACAGGCCCGUGAUGUGUGUGGCGUGAGGGCAAGAUGGACCCGGAUCUGGCCAGUGACAGAUACAUGGAAUUUGACGCCGUGGAAGAUGACGCUUUCCUUAUACAGAGGAUUGACUCAAACGAGAUCAUUUACUGUCCCCCGAAGAGAAAGUACAAGCUGGUGGGGAAGUAUGUCAUGGGCGACAAGCUGGGGGAGGGGAGCUACGGCAAGGUGAAGGAGUGCCUGGACCAAGACACACUGCAGCGCCGCGCCGUCAAGAUCAUGAAGCGCAAGGCUCUGCGGCGCAUCCCCAACGGAGAGCAGAAUGUUCAGCGGGAGAUCCGGUUGCUACGGAGGCUACGGCACAAACAUGUCAUCAGUCUUUGCAAUGUGUACCACAACAUGGAAAAGGGCAAGAUCUAUAUGGUGAUGGAGUUCUGUGUCACUGGCCUUCAGGAGAUGCUGGACAAAGCUAAGGACAAGAAGUUUCCCAUCUGGCAGGCACACAUGUACUUCGUGCAGUUAGUGGAGGGGCUGGAGUACCUUCACAGCCGGGGGGUCGUGCACAAGGACAUCAAACCCGGCAACCUCCUCCUCAGCAGUGACGGAAACCUCAAAAUAUCUGACUUUGGGGUCGCUGAGCAACUGGACAUGACUUCUGGGAGCGAUGAGAUCACUACCAGUCAGGGCUCACCACUCUUCCAGCCGCCUGAAGUCGCUGGUGGAGCGCGGACAUUCCCAGGCUUUAAGGUGGAUGUGUGGAGCGCUGGCUGUACUCUCUACAACCUGACAAGUGGCAAGUACCCCUUUGAGGGAGAGAACAUGUUCCGGCUGUUUGAGAAUAUCUGUGAAAAGGAGUUGGAGGUUCCCGGCGAGCUAGAGCCAGCCCUGCGCAUCCUGCUGGAGGGCAUGCUGAGGAAGGACCCCUACCAGCGCAUGUCACUCGCUCAGGUCAAGACUCAUGAUUGGUGCUGCAAGAAACACCCAUGCACUGAUGAGGAGGUGGCAGUGGCCGGCACCGAGCAUCACACCACCACCAUCCUGCCGUACCUCCGCUCACAUUACUACGUGUCCGACUCAGAGGAUGAACUGAUCACUGAGCAUGAGCUUAACGAGACCAGGAACCAAGUAGAGAACAGACUGGAGCUCUCCCCUGCAGACCUUCAGGAGAAACCGAAUGGCACCAGCAAACAGCAACAGCAGCAACAAAGGCGGCGACGGAAGCCCAUAUCUUGCAUUAGCGUUAAAUCCCUUACGUCGUGCAAGCAGUCCUGACACUGCUCCUGCACCCCCUACUGAAGCUCCAGGCUCAUCAUGGUGGUAUACAUUGCCUGGGGAAGACUAGCUCAGCGCCAUCAGUGUUGAGUGACGGCGUCGAGAGGAGAAUGAGAGGAACUUUUCUUCUUCUCUUGUUCCUUUUGUCUCUGUAUUGAAGUGAGAAGGUGCAGCCUGUGUGUUGUCUAGAACGAUGGCUUGCUAGAUCAAGAGCUUCAGGCUAUCAUUGGUGACACUUUUUAGCAACUUGAGAGGCAUACAGAGAAGAGGUUACUUAUGAGAACACAGUGAAAGGAAGUGUAGUGACUCGCAGUCUGAUGAAUAUGAAGACAUUAGUGUGUUAUGAGGGUGGAAGAAGAGGAAGAGGACAAGGUGAGUUACGGGGCAGACUGAAGAAAUGAAGAUGGAGGAAACGAGAAAGAAAAUGGUGUGUUUAAUGGGUCACUGCAUGUCACUAUGGAAGAGAAGGUAGUGUCUACAUUUUGUGAUGCAGAUCAGAACAUGAAAUAGGGGCUCCAGGAGAGGAAAGAUGUUGUUUAUAGUUAACAGAUGACAGAAAGAUCACCAAAGAUUGCCAAUUUAAGUAUUCCCAGAGUGUGUUUUCUUUCACUUGAUGAUUUGUUUGGGAGAUGUGGAGAUGGAUACUGGGGAUCAAGGUUUUGUUUUUUGUCGUCCCUGUGUAAGGGCGGUUUGCUGGGAGGGUAGAGGGUAUCAGGACACCUAGCGGGUCAGAGGCAAGAACAAACACAUUAUCUAAUAGGAGUGACCAUACAGGAUGCGGGUAUCGGGUAAGCUUGGAGGGAACCCGCUACCCGCGUCAGGUAUGGCCACUCGUAUUAGAUAACAUGUGUUUGUUUUUGCCUCUGACCCGCUCCGGUACCCUCUACCCUCCCACCAAACCAUGUGCAGUGUGGACGUACCCUAAGAAAAAGAUUAGGGAAAGUAACAGUAAGGGGAAAGGAGAAAAAUGAUUACUAAAGGAAUUGAAGGAAGUAAGGAUGGUAGUCAUGGUGGUGUAUUUUUCUCACUCAGUAGUAAAGGCUGAGUAAUGAAAGAGAAAUUAAUGGGAAGAUUAACCCGGUGGUAGCAUCAGGGAUCAUGUUUCUUAAUGGUCCCUCCAAGCGAGAAAAAUGAGAAAAAAUCACCCCUCACACAAACCAUUUCAUAAUAUAUAUCAAAGCAUUUGUGAUCAGAUUAUGUAUCAUCUAUUUUUGGGGGUUUAUAUCAUGGCACAAUUUGGCCCGUCACUGCUACACGGUAAAGCCACAAAUUUGGCCCGUCACUGCUACACGGUAAAGCCACAAAUUUGGUCCGUCGCUGCUACACGGUAAAGCCACAAAUUUGGUCCGUCGCUGCUACACGGUAAAGCCACAAAUUUGGCCCGUCGCUGCUACCGGGUUAUAGAGACAUACAAUACCUGCACAAUAUUGCUUCUGUUGAUAUUUGGUUGGAAGCAGGAAACCAUAAUGAAGGAAAAGGUUGAGCCUGAAAAGGGAGAGGAUUAAGUAAUUAACCGUGUAGCAGCGACGGGCCAAAUUUGUGGCUUUACCGUGUAGCAGCGACAGGCCAAAUUUGUGGCUUUACCGUGUGGCAGCGACAGGCCAAAUUUGUGGCUUUACCGUGUAGCAGCGACGGGCCAAAUUUGUGCCAUGAUAUCAACCCCCCAAAAUAGAUGAUACAUAAUCUGAUCACAAAUGCUUUGAUAUAUAUUAUGAAAUGGUUUGUGUGAGGGAUGAUUUUGUCUCAUUUUUCUUGCUUGGAGGGACCAUUAAGAAACAUGAUCCCCGCUGCUACCGGGUUAAAAAGGCUAAGCUGUAUGACAGUUUUGUUUUAAUGAAAUUAGGUAUGAAGUUGAAAAUAAUGGUGCUGCUCAGAGAAUAGGGAAUAGAAUGAAGGGCAAGAUGGGAAGAAUUUGCACUUAAACUUGUACAUACUACACGUUAAGGAAAAUAAUGAAAAGCUGUGUCAUAUUUAAAUGUACAAAUACUGAUCGAUUCACUAUGAGAGGGAGGCCAACAAACAAAAGGGGUAAGAAAGUGUGAGAGUGGCGGACAAGGAGGACGUGGAGAAAGGUGGUGGAGGAAGAUAUGAAGAAGCUGAACAUCACGGAAGAAAUGGCUAUGGACCGACAACAGUGGAGGAGGCUCAUGUCCCGUCCAACCCCACCACAGGGAAUACAUGGACGUUAAACAAUGAAGAAGAUGAAGAAGGGUAGAAGUGUAGCCAGUAGCGUAGGAACUGAUUUCACUGAUAAUUCAAGAGUGAGUCAGGAUGAAGCUUUGGUGUAUGCUUCGUAACAGAUAGAGGAAAUAUGUGAUUUAUGAGUGCCAAGAAGCCGAAAAAUGAAAGUGAUAGAUGUGUAGCUUGAAAAGAAGGAAAUUUGAUGUUUCUGUAGCCCUGGCAGAAAAAAAUGUGAUAUAUGUAUACCAUGAAGAAAACAGAAAGCUGGGGUGUGUGUGUGCCUGAAAAAAGGAGACUGUAAAGUGAAAUACAAUCGUCCCUCAAAUAGUACGGUUUUAUACGGAUUGUCACAAGAUCUUUUAGGAUUUUUCAAUUUCCUGCUCAUCGCGAAAUUUAAAAAUCCUAUAAAAUCUUCUUAAUCCACAUAAAACCAAAACCGAACUAUUGGAAACCGUACUGUUUGAGGGAAUGACUGUAUAGAAGUCAUAGAAAGUAUUUUGUCAAGUAUAAAAAUGGAUAUGAUGCACUGACAGAGAGAAAUAAAAGUUGCUCAUGUAUAGAGUAAUAAAAGAAUUGAUAUAUAUUGGGGAGAUAAAAGAGAAGAUGGAGCAGACAUUUUUGUGUGCAUUAACACACACACACACACACACACACACACACACACAGCUUCAUAGUGCAGUGAUUAGUAUGCUCAUCUCACAACAGAGAGGUCCCAGGUUCAACUCAUGGGCAGAGUGGAGAUGGAUGAGGUCUCCUUUGAUUAACCUGGUAGCAGCGAUGGGGCAAAUUUGUGGCUUUACCGUGUAGCAGUGACGGGACAAAUUUGUGGCUUUACCGUGUAGCAGCGACGGGCCAAAUUUGUGCCAUGAUAUAACCCCCCAAAAUAGAUGAUACAUAAUCUGAUCACAAAUGCUUUGAUAUAUAUUAUGAAAUGGUUUGUGUGAGGGGUGAUUUUUUCUCAUUUUUCUCGCUUGGAGGGACAAUUAAGAAACAUGAUCCCUGAUGCUACCGGGUUAAUCCAUACACCAUAUCCACCCAGCAGUGAAUGGGUACCGAAUGUCAGUCAGGAUUUAUGUGCUGCCUCAUGAAUGUGUGUGUGGGUAUGGUGAGGCUCAAGCUGUAUCUACCCCAGAUUCCAUCACCUGAACCCCAAGCUCAUUUAGGGAGGGUACUGGCUGGCAAUCCUGAGUUCAGCAUGUGAUCAGAUCAUGGUGAAUGGCACACACACACACACACACACACACACACACACACACACACACACGAGGAAAGACUAAAGGAAAUGGACUUACCAACACUAGAACAAAGAAGAGAAUGGGGAGACCUAAUACAAAUCUACAUAUUAUUGAGCAAAAUGGAAGAAGUAGACAACGAGGAGUUACUACCAAAAGAAGAAAUUACCACCAGGAACACAAGAGGACAUAGUAAAAAUUUAAGGAAGGGAAGAUGCUUGAGAGACAUGAAGAAAUAUAGCUUCCCGCAAAGAAAUAAAGAGGUUUGGAACAGACUAAGUGAGGAUGUAGCAUCGGCGAGGAGUGUGCAAAGCUUUAAGGAAGAGUUGGAUAAAUGUAGAUAUGGAGACGGGACCACACGAGCAUAAAACCCAGGCCUGUAAAACUGAAACUAGGUAAAUACACACACACACACACACACACACACACACACACAGAAAGAUCAGUGAUAAACAAGUCUGUGGCUCUGUAAUCAUGACUAUUGCCAAAGAAAGAAGGAAGUAAUAAUGAAUUUGGUCAUGAUGAGAAGAAUAAACCCGGCCUGGGCCAAUCCUGCAGUACUGUAAACAAUGGAACUGUAUGAGUUUUGUGUGUGUGUGUGUGUGUAUUUGAAGAUGUAAGGAGAGAGAGAGAGAGAGAGAGAGAGAAAGGAUGAUUUUAGGUAGGUAGAUAGGUAAUGAGAGAGAGAGAGAGAGAGAGAGAGAGAGAGAAAAAAAGGACGAUUUUAGGAAGGCAGAUAGGUAAUGAGAGAGAGAGAGAGAGAGAGAGAGAGAGAAUUAUAUGAAAAAAUAAGCUUUUAGUUCAUCCUCUCAUAGGCAACCAAUCAAUCAAAUAGCAGUUUAGACCAUAUAUAUAUAAGAUUCAGCAAAUCACCCUGCAAUAUGUUUUUUGUGUACAGACAUAUGGGUGGUCUAUAUAACUGAUAUUUUACAAUUCUAUGUUUGUGCCUCAUAGCUGAAAAUUUAACCCGGUAGCAGCGACGGGCCAAAUUUGUGGCUUUACCGUGUAGCAGCGACGGGCCAGAUUUGCGGCUUUACCGUGUAGCAGCGACAGGCCAGAUUUGUGCCAUGAUAUAAACCCCCAAAAAUAGAUGAUACAUAAUCUGAUCACAAAUGCUUUGAUAUAUAUUAUGAAAUGGUUUGUGUGAGGGGUGAUUUUUUCUCAUUUUUCUCGCUUGGAGGGACCAUUAAGAAACAUGAUCCCCGCAGCUACCACCGGGUUAAGAACGUGAUUCUAAAUUCUUUCAGCAAAUGAUCAGGAAGCAUGAAUGAAGCCCUUAAAAGCUUACCUCAUAGUACUGCUAACUUCCUCAUCACAGCACUUUGGAAUUUUUAUGAUCAUUUGGUUUCCUAGGAUUACUGAAGAGUGACUUGGUAGGAGAGUGAUGAAAAGCAAAACAUGAUGAAAAUAAAUACUUCCUAACUGGAGGGUUUAAUGAGUCAUAGAGGGUCCAUAAGGAGUGGAGUUUUGCUUGGUUGAUAAAUUAUAUAUAUUUUUAUAUGUGAACAGGAACAUCUCAUUAAAAGGUGAAUUGAAGUUCCCUGUAGACUGUAGAGGGUCAAUUUAGACAAUGCAAAGAAUAAUGGGGUAUUAAGAAAAGCAGUCUUGUUUAAUUGAGUGGUAUAUGGCAUUCCAAACCUGCGUGUGUGUGUGUGUGUGUGUGUGUGUGUGUUUACCCAGUUGUAUUUACCUAGUUGUGACAUACGGGAAAAGAGCUAUCCACUCUUGUCCAACUUUUCCUUAAAAUCAUGAAUGUUUCUUGCACAGACCACCUCCUCCUCCAGUCCAUUCCACAGCUCAAUGCUUCUGUUUGGGAAGCUAAACUUUUUCACAUCUCGCCUACACGUGGUCGCCCUCAACUUCUUUCCAUGUCCUCUCGUUUCUCUUGUUCCACACACACAGGUCCUCUCUGUCCAAAUGCUCCACUCCGCUCGCCACCCUGUACACUGCUAUCAGGUCUCCUCUUUCUCUUCUCUCAAGGGUUGUGAGCCCCAUGCUAUUGAGUCUCUCAUAAGUCCAAUCCCUAAGUUCCGGUACCAUCUUAGUUGCCACUCUCUGCACUCUUUCCAGCUUCUUUAUGUUCUUUUUUAUCAUGAGGAGACCAGACCAGUGCUGCAUACUCCAACCUUGGCCUUAUCAUUAUGACUUAUUUUCCUCAUCAUCUCCCUAUCCAAGUACACAAAUGCUAUCCUUAUGUUCCUCAGCAAAUUCAGAGUUUGUCCCGAUAUCCUGUUGAUGUGUUUGUCCGGUGACAUGUUCUCUGAGACAGUCACUCCCAAAUCUUUUUCCUCCACUCCUCUGCAUGUUGUCUCACUUCCCAUCUUGUAAUCAUAUUCGCAUCUUCUACCACUCCUACCAAACUCCAUUUUUUUACAUUUCCCAAGGUUGAACUCCAUCUGCCAUGUACCACUCCACUCCCAUAUUCUAUCCAGGUUCCCUUGCAAUGCCUCACAGUCCUUCACAUUAUUGACACGUCUCAAUAGUUUUGCGUCAUCUGCAAACAAACUCACAUAGCUGGACACUCCAUUCACCAUAUCAUUUAUAUAAACAGCAAACAUUAUUGGUGCCAACACCGAACCUUGCGGGACUUCACUCAUCACAGGGCACCAGUUGGAAACCUCUCCCUGAUAAUCUUCCUCAUUUCCCUGUUAGUUAGGAAGUCCUCCAGCCACUUAGUGUGUGUGUGUGUGUGUGUGUGUGUGUGUGUGUGUGUGUGUGUGUGUGUGUAUAUCAUCUGAAAGUUUGUUGUUUUGGGCAAGAUCUAUUUGGAAGUGAAAAGUCAAAUUAGGACUUAACUCGUUCAUGGAAGUAUAGAAAACAAGCAUAUGUCUUCUCAGCUGGUCUGUUGGGGGGUGGAGGAAAAUGUUAACUUUACUCAGGGGAAAAAAAUAGUGAGACAGGGAAACACUGUGUAAAUAGGUUCAAAGAAAGAGGAAAAUGCAUGCAGAGAUAGGUAGGAUCUGUUCCCUUCUCCUAAAAAUCCUUCCCCUCCUGUCUCUCUCCGGCACAUGACCACAGAUGUUGCACCGACUAAACGAAACUUUCCAACCCUUUUCACAGCGUGUUGCCGGCUCAGUUUUAUCUGUGGGGAGGGGUGACAUUAGGUUAGGGUAGGUUAGUAGGGUAAAUUUAUGUUUUGUUGAGUUUGUUAUGAGAGGGACACAAACACAGGGUGAGAGGAUACACCUGGCAAACAGGGUGACGACAUAUAGAGGUAAAGCAAGUGAGGAGAGUGGGAAACAGUCUGAUAGAAUGGCUUGUUAGGAGCGCAUGGGCUCGGACACAGACGGGAAACAGUCCUGAUAGAAUGGCUUGGGAGGAGUACAUGGGCUCGGACACAGAUGGGAAACAGUCCUGAUAGAAUGGCUUGUUAGGAGUACAUGGGCUCAGACACAGAUGGGAAACAGCCUGAUAGAAUGGCUUGGGAGGAGUACAUGGGCUCGGACACAGAUGGGAAACAGUCUGAUAGAAUGGUUUGGGAGGAUUGUAUGGGCUCGGACACAGGUGGGAAAGUCCUGAUAGAAUGGUUUGUUAGGAGUGUAUGGGCUCAGACACAGAUGGGAAACAGUCUGAUAGCAUGGGCUCGGACAUAGACGGGAAACAGUCCUGAUAGAAUGGCUUGUUAGGAGUGGAUGGGCUUGGACACAGAUGGGAAACAGCCUGAUAGAAUGGCUUGUUAGGAGUGCAUGGGCUCAGACACAGAUGGGAAACAGUCUGAUAGCAUGGGCUCGGACACAGAAGAUAAAGUUUUGGGGUAAUAAUCCCUCACUCUGUAAUGCCAAAAUUUAAUGAAGUAUGGGAAAGAUAGAAAUUAGGGAGAAAAGUAGGUAGUUUUAAGUAUUUUUAAGUAAAUAUAAGUAUCGCCGGAGUCUGUUACCACGUGCAACAUUCCAGACUCACACCGACAAUGCCGCUCAACCACUAACUCCACUUCUUCAUGUUGAGUUAGUGGAUGAGUGGCGUUGUCAGUGUGAGUCCGAAAUGUUCCACGCGGUAACGGACUCCGGUGAUACUUAUAUUUACUUAAAAAUACUUAAAACUACGAACUUUUUGUCCUUAAUUUCUAUCUUUCCCGUACUUAAUAAAAUUUUGGCAUUCCACUUCUUCCUCGCAUACAACUGGGUAUUGCCAGUCACUUGUUAUGACCAUGAAAAUUAAAGAUGAAAAAAACAUCACCAGUGCCAUAUUAACUGUAUGCUUUACUGAUAAAUAUUGUAUAUAUAUGUAUUUUUAUAUAUCGCCCAUCCCUUUACCUGCAGAAUGGUUAUACUUUGUAACUUCAUGGUUUCUUAAAUUCUCUAAAGGAUGACAAAACCUCAGACUCCCUGCCUGCACUUCACUUUGUUUGGUGGAAUGGAUGUUUUCAUGCCCAAACCUGUACGCAGAAUAGUCGUCCCUCAAAUAGUACGGUUUCCAAUAAAUCGGUUUUGGUUUUAUACGGAUUGUCACGGAAGAUCUUUUAAGGAUUUUUAAAUUUCCUGCUUGUCGUGAAAUUUAAAAAUCCUAAAAAAAUCUUCUAUGAAAAUCCACAUAAAACCAAAACCAAACUAUUUGAUGGAUGACUGUAAUCCCCUCAAUAAGAAGAACAUACAUGACUACUUAAGUAACAUUUUGAUAUACAGUAUAUCAAUAAGCCUUUUUCUAGCAUUUAAUUUUCUCUAGGGAUUUCCUCAGAACAAUAGCAUGGUUGUGUGUUUUGAUGUAUGCCCCACACACCUUAACAAGUAAUGCUGCGUAUAUGUAUGUGUGUUUAUUACCCAGAGACUACAGUGGCAAAGCGUCUGACGGAAGUUUUGUAUAUUUGUAAAUCGCUGUGCUGGAUUGAAACAGGAGAGAAAACACAUUAGUCAAAGAUGUGUUUGAGGGAUGACUGUAUUUCCAAAAGCCACAAAUAAGAUUAAUUGGCUUCCCCAUGAGUGUUUUCAAGUUCAAGGUGCAGAAGCAUUGCCGAAGAAUCCCAUACUAACCCCUUGAAUGCGGAUUUCCAACAAGAAGACAUCACCAAGCUACAGGAAUGGAACAAAAAGUGGCUGCUACAAUUCAAUGAAGAAAAAUAUAAAGUCCUGUAUCUUGGGAGGGGAUAUCCAGCACACCAAUACCACAUGGGAAACACUCCACUAUUCACCACAGAGACAGAGAAAGACCUGGAAGUAUAUGUUACCAGGCUACCAGUGAAGGCGAAAUCCGUGCCAAUCGCAGCGGACGGGCUACAAGGGGGUAUUACAGUGAGUGGAUAUGGUAGACACUGGCUCACAAGAAUCCCACACCAAGGGGUUAUGGUGAACUAAAUGAGGGUAAUACAGUGAGUGUUUGCUACAAUCUAUUGCUUAGAGUGUAUGAAUUAGUUUGUGUUAUAAUCUUCUAAUGGCAUUUAUACGAGACAUACAAAGACAGUCCCUCAUGGGCUCGCAUCCUCAGCACCCUAAGUCCCUUCCACUACCGUGUACAGAAAAAUCUUAAUCCUCAAAUUGUAUGUACUGGAUAUGUUUUUUUAUGCAUAUGUAUUACUGCUACUACUAUAACCAUGUAUAUCUUUACCCAUAGUCAGGCAGCAUCAGGGCAGAUUUAGCUUAUGAGUGAUGACUACAAACUUAAUCUAUCAUGUACAUAUAUAUAUUGAAAACCUAGUGCUUGUCCAACACAAAUAAGUGGGCAGGCUGGUGUAUUGAUUUUAGUUAAUGUACAGUGUAUAUGUACAGCCAAACCAAUUUUGUACUCACCUUAGCCAUAUAUAUGCUGAGGGACAGUGGGGAGAGUGUUGUGUGACUUUGUGUCUUGUUCUAAGCUGCAUAUGUGACCUCCAAGUCUCUGAUGUUCGUUUUUAUGUGUGUUUCCUCUUUUGAACCAUACCUGUGGCUGUUCCAGGAUGCAAAAGAGCCACGUCAGUGCUUGUCUUAGGGCCGCUUUCACAGUCGUUUUGUUUGUUUUGAUCGUUACCAAUGGCGGCGAUCGACGCUAGAGAAUUUCCACUUAAAACUGGCCGAUGGGGUAGUGGCGGCUGCGGGGUUAGCCUAGCCCUGCACCUUGCCACACACUCUCAACACCUCUCGCUUCCUCUGCAGCCGCCACUACCCCAUAGGCCAGUUUCACAUGGAAAACUAUAGCGUCGAUCGCCGCCAUUGGUAACGAUCAAAACAAACAAAGCAACUGUGAAACCGGCCCCUUAGAGCACAGGAAGCUAAGUCAAUGCUUGUUUUACCACACAGAAAGCUAAGUUAGUGCUUGUCCUAGAACACAGAAAGCUGUCCUGAAGCAUAGGAAAACCAACUCUGUGAAUGUCUCUGUAUGUGUGAUGCCAUAUUGCCACAUGAACUGAUGGAUGGGAAUGUAUUGAGGAGAGGCUAUAGUAACUUCAUUGAUCCCACUACCCCACUUCAGCCUUGCCUAACCUGAAUACCCAGUGCAUAAACACAGACACACACAUACUGGAGAAUUAACAAAGGGAUCAAAGUUCUGCAUACAACAAUUUCCCUCUUGAUUACUUAGAAAUCAGAUUGACCCGGUAGCAGCGACGGGCCAAAUUUGUGGCUUUACCGUGUAGCAGCGACGGGCCAAAUUUGUGGCUUUACCGUGUAGCAGCGACAGGCCAAAUUUGUGGCUUUACCGUGUAGCAGCGACGGGCCAAAUUUGUGCCAUGAUAUAAACCCCCCAAAAUAGAUGAUACAUAAUCUGAUCACAAAUGCUUUGAUAUAUAUUAUGAAAUGGUUUGUGUGAGGGGUGAUUUUUUCUCAUUUUUCUCGCUUGGAGGGACCAUUAAGAAACAUGAUCCCCGCUGCUACCGGGUUAAAAGAAACUAAAAAGCAGUUUUCUAAAGCAGAAAAAUUUCUUUAAAAAGUGUUCCCAAGUUUUUUUGUAUGGCUGACAAGAAGUAGUACACAUUUUAAUUUCUUUGAAGGAAACUUUAAUGACUCUCCUUUUCCUCCUCUCACUCCUGUCUCUAAGUACAGGCAUAGAAAAUACUCUCACCAGCUAGACAAGUGCUCCACCAUUACCCCAACUAGAUAGAUACAAGGCUGGAGGGUGUGGUCAGAAGCCUCACCCUUGGUCAUACACCUCACUCAGCAUUGCCAAAUUGUCGUACUAUGAAGAUUGGAUUUGUCAUUUUUAUGCUCCAAGACGGUCGUAACCACACAAACAAUGGUAGAAAAUUAGAGUUAGCGUUAAAACUGGUAUUCAUUGAUGUUGGUUUGUUCUUUUGCUAUACAGUCGUCCCUCAAAUAGUACGGUUUCCAAUAGUUUGGUUUUGGUUUUAUACGGAUUGCCACAGAAGAUCUUUUAGGAUUUUUAAAUUUCAUGCUUGUUGGGAAAUUUAAAAAUCUUAAAAAAUCUUAGAAAAUCCACAUAAAACCAAAACGGAACUAUUGGAAACCGUACUAUUUGGGGGACGACUGUAGUUAUCGGUCAGAAACUAAGAAAACACUGAUCUCACCUCAUGUAAAGCCGUGCUCUAUGGGCACACCACCUCAGCUCCCCUUAAUGGAGUGUUGCUUUAUUCGCAACACAUUGAUUUCAGUUUAGUAGAUUAGAAAGCAAAGCUAUUGAUAGACAUUUUUUUUUUUCAUAUAAUUCCUGACAUACUACAUCAUUCUUCAUCAGCUCUAGAGCUUAACCCAGUAGCAGCGACGGGACAAAUUUGUGGCUUUACCGUGUAGCAGCGACGGGACAAAUUUGUGGCUUUACCGUGUAGCAGCAACGGGACAAAUUUGUGGCUUUACCGUGUAGCAGCAACGGGACAAAUUUGUGGCUUUACCGUGUAGCAGUGACGGGACAAAUUUGUGGCUUUACCGUGUAGCAGCGAUGGGACAAAUAUGUGGCUUUACCGUGUAGCAGCGACGGGACAAAUUUGUGGCUUUACCGUGUAGCAGCAACGGGACAAAUUUGUGGCUUUACCAUGUAGCAGCGAUGGGCCAAAUUUGUGGCUUUACCGUGUAGCAGCGACAGGCCAAAUUUGUGGCUUUACCGUGUAGCGGCGACGGGACAAAUUUGUGGCUUUGCCGUGUAGCAGCAACGGGACAAAUUUGUGCCAUGAUAUAACCCCCAAAAAAGAUGAUACAUAAUCUGAUCACAAAUGCUUUGAUAUAUUUUAUGAAAUGGUUUGUGUGAGGGGUGAUUUUUUCUCAUUUUUCUCGCUUGGAGGGACCAUUAAGAAACAUGAUCCCUGCUGCUACCGGGUUAAUUCAAGCGUGUUGAAAACUUGUUUCAUGAUAUGUCAUCUGUGGAUUUUUCUGUUGUCAUGUAUCAUCCCUCCCCCCCAAAAAAAGUUUAUGCAGAUAUUGUCAGAGGAUAGGGAGGAUAUUCUGAUACAAUGUCAUCAAACAUUUAUAUAAUUUAGCAAGGAAGCAUUUUAGUUUUUAGACACUGGGGUUCAGUAAGACCUGUCAUCAUCUGUCUCUUCAGAGAUUGUACCUUUUUUACUGUGUAUUGGGAGUAAGUUUUAAUCUUUUGAUACUCGAGCUUCUCAAGGCCUGUUGGCAUACUCUACCCACAUGGCAACCCUACAGUGCAAGCCUUAAUUUAGUGCACACACACACACACACACACACACACACACACACACACACACACCGUAGUACAGAAGUUAACCCGAGAAGUUCCGGGUUCGAUUCUCGGGCAGGGUGGAGAUGGAUAGGCCGUCUCCUUCCAGCUAUGUUCCUGUCCGCUAAGCAAGAAAUGGAUACUGGGUGUUGUCAGGAGUUGUUUUAUUCCUCUUGGAUGUGCAUGUGUAUGAUAUCGUCACCCUCAUCAAAUAAUCGCCUAAGUCAUUUUUCAGUGAAUUCCAGGUUUUUGUCUACAUCAAUUUUUCAACAUGUGACGCCCAUUUUUGUAUAGUUGCCUUCGUCGUUCAGGGUUUGAGUGUUCUAGAAUUGACCUUUUCACGUCUGCCUAAACCUUAAGCCAAAUGAGACAAUGACAGUUCUUUCCUGAUUUCCUGAGGACUAGAAAAUAAUGACUUAGGCGGUUUGUUUACCAAGGUGACGCUAUGGUGCUUUAGUGGUUAUGAUGCUCAGCUCACAACCGAGAGACCCCAGGAUCAGUUCGUGGGCAGGGUGGAGAUGAGUGGGCAGCCUCCUUACAUCUGUGCCUCAUUACACCCAGUAGUGAGUGGGUACCAGGUAUCAGUCGAUGUUGUGUUCUGAGCCCCAGGAUAGUUGUCUGGCAUUAUGAAAGGCAAGUAACCCACGGAUGACAUGAACUUGUAGCUCAUUCCAGAAAGAUACAAAUAGGUGAAUUACACACACACACCAAUUUGCUGACCUAGAGUACAAAGAUUGUGAUAUGAAGCCCAAGAACAUAUUUCUCCUGUCCUAUUACCCAUACUUACAUAUUUCCUUCAUCCUUUGGUAUGCUACUCCACCUCAAUAAUAACAAAUAAUGAUGAUAAGUAUUUUUUUUAAUCCUGGACAAGCAAUGAUAAGUCUGUUAAAAGCUUGACGUCACAUACAUACCUACUUACACAGUGCCUGGAGGUCAUCAAAGCUUAUCCAAUUUCCAUAGCCUAAGGCCACAGUGGCAGCGUUUUUGUCAUGUUUGUGUUUGUGUCCACGCACCAUCGCUGGGUACGGAAAUGUGCGUGUGAAGCCUCAGUAUUGGUCUUGUAUCAUUUUUAAUUAUUGUAAAGCAAAGAAGCAGGAAAGAGUAUGUUACUCAAUAAUCCUGCCUGUGUCACAACACUAAGUCCUCUA